AUGGGUCUCAUGUUGAACAAGCCCGAGGGCGUGGCUGGCUCCAUCGUGCCGGCCAUCAUCGUCGGACUGUUUGUCGCCUUUGGUGGUGUCCUCUUCGGUUAUGAUACCGGUACGAUUAGCGGUAUCUUGGGAAUGAAGCACUGGAAGGAGCUCUUCAGCACGGGAUACCGCAACGCUGAUGGCGAACCCGACGUCGACGCUUCGCAGACUUCCUUGAUCGUUUCCAUCCUGUCUGCCGGCACUUUCUUCGGUGCUCUGACUGCUGCUCCGGUCGCUGAUUUCCUCGGUCGCCGUCUCGGUCUCGUCGUCACCAAUGUCGUCUUCUGCCUGGGUGUCAUUCUACAGACCAUUGCCACUGACAUUCCCCUCUUCGUUGCCGGUCGUUUCUUCGCUGGGUACGGUGUCGGUAUGAUCAGUGCCACCAUCCCUCUGUACCAAUCCGAGACUGCGCCCAAAUGGAUUCGCGGUGCCAUUGUUGGUUGCUACCAACUGGCCAUCACCAUCGGCCUGCUUUUGGCUGCCAUUGUGAACAACUCGACCAAGGAUCGCAAUGACACCGGCUCCUACCGCAUUCCCAUUGCCGUUCAAUUUGCCUGGGCCAUCAUCCUCUUCGUCGGCUGUAUUUGGCUCCCCGAGACUCCUCGUUGGUACAUCAAGAAGGGCCGCCCGGAAAAGGCCGCCAAGUCUCUCUCCAUAUUGCGAAGGCUCGAUGUCGACCACCCGGCUCUUGUCGAGGAAUUGUCCGAGAUCACGGCCAACCACGAGUAUGAAUUGUCGCUGGGCAAGGCCACGUACAUUGACUGCUUCCGUGGCAACCUUGGAAAGCGUCUGGCGACUGGUUGUCUUCUUCAAGCUCUCCAGCAGCUUACGGGUGUCAACUUCAUCUUCUACUACGGAACUUCCUUCUUCCAGAACUCUGGAAUCAGCAACGCCUUCGUCAUCACCAUGAUUACGUCCUGCGUCAACGUCGCCUCGACCUUUCCUGGUCUCUAUCUCGUUGAGAAAUGGGGUCGCCGCAACCUUUUGCUCUUUGGAGCCGUCGGUAUGGCUGUUUGCCAGUUCAUCGUCGCUAUUACGGGUACCGUUGCUGGCAUUGACAAUCUGUCUGCCCAAAAGGCUUUGAUCGCCUUUGUAUGCAUCUACAUCUUCUUCUUCGCCUGCUCCUGGGGCCCCUGCGCGCCAAGUCCCUUUCCAUGA
This is a messenger RNA of Plenodomus lingam JN3, 1197 nucleotides long. The record is from RefSeq and is a predicted model, not a curated record. Lineage: Eukaryota; Fungi; Ascomycota; Dothideomycetes; Pleosporales; Leptosphaeriaceae.